UUUUAGUUCCUCUCAGUGUCGUUGUAAGUGCGUUGCUUCCACUUGGCUUUGCUACGUCUGAGCUUAAAUACAUUUUUUAUCCUGUAAAAUCAGCCUUCUCGGAUUCUUUUUUCCAAACAAUCAUCGUCACAAGACAUCAGCAUACAAUUUAAGUGUUUUCGCAAUUCAUAUCCCGAAACGGAGCCAUGAUCACCAGAAAAAGAGGAAGAAGCAGCCUUAACGCUGAUAUCACAUCAAGUACCUCCAAUGAGAGUGAUGGUGCUUCGAAAACCAGUAAUACAAGUGAAACAAACACACACACUUCUCCAGAAAGUGACACCAAUGAAUGGGGCCUGGAUGAUCUGCUUGGCUCAGAGUUCAACUGGGACCUGGACAACAAUGUGCUGGAUGUUUUCGGCAACUUUGAAUCACAGACCAACGAUGAGAUGAACCAAAGUGCAGUGUUUGACGUUCCCGUAUCCCGCAACAGAGGUUUGGUCCAGAGGUCAAAACUGCAAGACGUCUCUGGACGGAUCAUCAACAAGAACGCCGUCGCAGCAAGGAUAAACCGAUUAAAGAAGAAAGAAUACGUCACUGGCUUGGAGCAGAGAGUGGGCUCUUUGACAACAGAGAACCGUGUUCUCAAGCAGGAAAAUGGGAAUCUCAACAAGAGAGUGGAAGAGUUGGAGAAUGAAACUAGGUACUUGAGAGCCGUGUUGGCCAAUGAGAGCAUGCUGGCUCAGCUGUUGUCUAGAUUGAGCGGUGUGAACGGCAUGAAAUUUUCUACCUCGCUUUUCCAGGAAUCCAACGAGAAUGACCACGAUUAUGCCAUGCCGAGGAAGAGGGUGAAGGUGGAAGACAAAGAUACUGCAGGUGGUGUCUGCCUGCAUGUGGACAAAGACCACGUCUCGGUGGAAUUCUGCACCAAGUGUGCUGAGAGUUCAAGCUUGUCGCAUAAAAUGUAGGGUCAAGUAUUUUACCUUUUCAACGUUUCCCGAGACUGAACUUUGCACAAGGUGUAAAUGUGGGGACAUGACAACAGUAGUCAAAUAUAGAGUUAACUGUUAAAAAUGUGUGCAGAGCUUGAAUGGCAUGUCUAUUGAACCUGCUUUCAAUACAAGUUACUGCUAAACUUGUUGACAGUUUUCUUCUAGGUGCUUGGUCCGCCAUGCUGGACGACUGGGUCACAGAACAUCCAUGACUGCUGAAAUCCAUGUGGAUUUUGCUGUGGGGAAAGCUGAAGAGUCGGGACCAGCAGCUUGCAUCAUGGCCUGGUAAAUUUAAAAAAGGUAGUACAUAAAACCGUGUAAGUUACAGCUUUUACUGACUCUUAUCACACCCCUAAAGAUGUCAGACGCUGUCAUUCUCAUUUAGCAUCUAAAUGAGUGUUUAAACUCUUCUGUUUGUGGUAACGUUUGCUUACAAGACAUUGAACAUAUGUCAUCCAUGUGUUGCAUCUUGAUUUGUUAAAGCACUUGGACUUUAUUUGACAGUUGUCCAGAGGAAGUGAAAUGGUAUGUUUUAAAAUGGGAUUUUCGAAGGGUUUUGAUUUCUGAAUAAGUCAUCUAUUUGUGAGAUGUAAUUGAAAUCCAAAGACUGUGCAGACACAUGGCUGCAGCUGUGCUGAGAAAAAAAAAAUGUAAUAAAUUUUCUUUUGAGUAAUGCAAAA
This is a messenger RNA of Rhinichthys klamathensis goyatoka, 1648 nucleotides long. It is a transcript of the gene crebzf, whose product is annotated as CREB/ATF bZIP transcription factor. Gene Ontology annotation, molecular function: DNA-binding transcription factor activity, RNA polymerase II-specific; RNA polymerase II transcription regulatory region sequence-specific DNA binding. Gene Ontology annotation, cellular component: nucleus. NCBI's taxonomy places the organism in Eukaryota, Metazoa, Chordata, Actinopteri, Cypriniformes, Leuciscidae. The coding region runs from base 186 to 944 and encodes 252 amino acids. The record is from RefSeq and is a predicted model, not a curated record. The transcript is spliced from 3 exons.